Molecule: messenger RNA, 2842 nt
Organism: Diachasma alloeum
Lineage: Eukaryota; Metazoa; Arthropoda; Insecta; Hymenoptera; Braconidae
Gene: cathD
Exons: 13
Coding region: 83-2590 (835 amino acids)
Biological process (GO): cell death; proteolysis
Cellular component (GO): lysosome
Molecular function (GO): aspartic-type endopeptidase activity
Source: RefSeq, a predicted model, not a curated record
UCAAGAAUCGACACUGCACCGGUGCUAUUGAAAAUUGAAAGGAAUUUUUUUCUGCGAGGCUCCGAAUAAUAGAAAAAUCGCGAUGAAUUUCGUCAUUCGUUAUUUUGGAAUUUUUUUCCUAGUCUUGGGGACAUUUACUAGUAAUUCAGCAUUUGUAAUCGACAUAUACCGAGAUGAUAACAGUCACUAUGGAAAUGAUUUAAUCGAGGAUUUGAAUACCAGGAAGGAUACUUGGGACUACGAAGUGGUGACUCUGUACAAAUUUCUGAAUGCGGAAUACUAUGGAAUCAUCCGCAUUGGACAUCCUGCCCAGGAAUUCAAAGUAAUAUUCGACUCAGCGUGGGCUGAUUCAUGGGUGCCCUCUCAACAUUGUGGACUCACAGAACUCGCCUGCAUGCUCCAUAGUCGAUACGACAGUUCGAAAUCCUCAACUUACAAGGAAAAUGGUGCAAUAUUCUCUCGAAACGAUGCAGAGAUGGGACUUGGCGGAUUUCUCUCUGUCGACAAUUUUCACUUGGAGCACCUGGAGGUGGUAAACCAGACAUUUAUCGAAAUGACCCACAUGUCGUGGAAGCCAUUCGCACUUCAGAAAGCCGAUGGGAUCAUUGGCCUGGGUUGGAAGAAUAUAGCUGUCAAAGGGACAGUUCCCUUUUUUUACAACAUGAUCAAGCAGAAACUAGUAAAGCAAAAUAUCUUCACAUUUUACAUGAAUCGAGACGAAACAACGAAUAAAGCUGGAAAGCUGAUCCUGGGUAAUACCGAGAGAUCUCAUGCCAAAGGCGACCUGACGUAUGUGAGAGUCGUAGAUAAGGGCUAUUGGACAAUUCAAAUGGACAGGCUAACGAUCGAUGUGAAACAAAUUAAUAAAACGUAUGCUUUCUGCAAGAAUAAUUGCAAAGUUGUGAUGGACACGAGUGCUAAUACCAUCAGUGGGCCUGCCAAUGAAAUUCAAGCUAUAAAUAAUGUAUUGGGGGCAAAAAACCUGUGGCCUUACUGGCCUUAUAAAUACAUGGUAAAUUGUCGUGAAUAUGCACUGCUGCCUCAUGUUAGCUUCGUCUUCAAUGAUAAGGCAUUCACAAUAGAUUCUAAAUAUUACGUUCAACAUGUGGUUUACCAUGGAAUACAAGUGUGCCUGUCUCCAUUCGUACCGAGUGACAUUGAAACUUGGGAAUUAGGAGGUGCAUUUCUAAUGCAAUUUUACACAGAAUUCAAUUUUGAUAACGAGAGCAUUGGAAUUACUCGUAAAGCUCAUUCUUGGUUGGGUGCUGACAGUCACAUGACCCAGGAUGAUUCAACAACAAGCCACUGGGGGGUUAAGAACGCCUCAGAGUGCAGUGAAAUUGUCAUAACGUGUUGCAGUCCACAGCCGACCGCAAUAAAAUUUCUUCCAUUCAAUUGUUCCUCGAUAUAUAAAAUAAUCAGUAUUUGCAAAAUGCUGCGUUUCGUGGCGAGUCUCGCCCUUGUUUUGGCACUUGUCAGUGCUGAUCUCGUGAGAGUUCCAGUUCACCGGAUAACGACCGUGAGAAAGACCCUGAAAGCGGUAGGAACUGAACUCUAUCAACUUCGAUUGAGAUAUGGGAGCCAAGGUCCAGAGCCAGAGCCUCUGUCGAAUUACAUGGAUGCUCAGUACUACGGGGAAAUCGCCAUUGGCACUCCCCCUCAGAAGUUCAAGGUCGUGUUCGACACGGGCUCAUCGAACCUCUGGGUACCAUCCAAGAAGUGUCACAUCACCAACAUCGCUUGUCUCAUGCACUCCAAGUACGACAGCUCAAAGUCAUCGACUUAUAAGGCCAAUGGGACUCUGUUUGCCAUUCAGUAUGGGUCGGGAAGUCUGUCUGGAUUUUUAUCCACUGACUCUCUCAAUAUUGCAGGAUACGACAUCAAUGACCAGGGAUUCGCUGAAGCCCUGAGCGAACCAGGACUGGCCUUUGUGGCUGCCAAAUUCGAUGGUAUCCUAGGUAUGGCGUACAAGAGUAUCGCAGUUGACGGUGUGAUCCCACCAUUCUACUCAAUGUAUGAUCAGGGCCUUAUCAAGCAGAAGAUCUUCAGUUUCUACCUCAACAGAGAUCCAAAUGUUAAACCCGGUGGUGAAAUGAUCCUGGGUGGCUCUGACCCAGACCACUACGAGGGAGACUUCACAUAUGUCCCAGUGGAUCGUCAGGCCUAUUGGCAGUUUGGUAUGGAUUCAAUUAACAUUGGAGAUAAGAAAUUCUGUAAAUUGGGUUGUCAGGCAAUAGCUGACACUGGCACCUCCCUCAUCGCUGGACCUGUCCUCGAGGUUGAAGCGAUCAACAAGGCCAUUGGCGCCACUCCCAUAGUCUCUGGAGAAGCCAUGAUCAACUGUAAUCUUGUUCCCAAGUUACCAGUCAUCAAGUUCUUUAUUGGGGGGAAAGAAUUCUCACUUACUGGAGAGGAGUAUGUUCUCAAAGUAACUCAAUUUGGAAAGACUGUUUGCCUGAGUGGAUUCAUGGGAAUUGACAUCCCACCACCAAAUGGACCCCUCUGGAUCCUUGGAGAUGUAUUCAUCGGUCGUUACUACACGGAAUUCGACAUGGAGAAUAAUCGCGUUGGUUUCGCUGUCGCUAAGUAAAGAUUCCUUCGGAGAUUAUGUGAUUCGUUUAUCGAAUUAAAUUAUUGAGUGGACUAAGUAGAAUGGAAUUCACUCGUGGAGUUGACCAUUUGUUUUUCAUUUUUGACUUUUAUAAUUUUGUGUCCACUCGUGUCGAUUUAUACUCGUAUUCGAAUUAAAAUACUUUUUCAAAUAAAUUUUAGAUGUGUGUAUUUAGGAGUUGUUAUUGAAAUUUAAUAAAUUGGAGGGUUCUGAUAUUUUGUAUCAAAGAAA